This is a messenger RNA of Meloidogyne enterolobii, 287 nucleotides long. The record is from the annotation of a GenBank genome assembly. NCBI's taxonomy places the organism in Eukaryota, Metazoa, Nematoda, Chromadorea, Rhabditida, Meloidogynidae.
AUGUGCAAUUGUCUUACUGUGCAAAUGGAUCACUGUGCCCGUGUCGGAGCGCCCGAAAUUAUUUAUUCCUUUAAAGUUUAUUUUUUCCUUUUAGUUUUGUCUCAAACAAAUUGCCAUAGUCGAUUUACUUUCACUUUUAUUCAAAUAAUUAUUUAUUUUCUAACCACACAUACAUACAUCUACAUAUUUUUUACUUUUAUAUGUUGGCUAACAAUUCCCUCCUCAUUUCCAUAGUUUCUUUCGACGCGGGACAACUACCGGCUGGCAGCUUACUACUAUUUAGCUUU